AUGUCGGACAGCGCCCCAAUCCCCUCAGCAAACCCCAACCCCACAAGUUGGCUUCAAAAUCUUGGUAUCGCGAUAGAAAUAUUAUGUCCAGCGCUUGCGCUGAUUGUUGUCGCCUUAAGAACAUAUAUCAGACUCGACACAAAGAGCUUUGGCUGGGACGAUGGCCUCAUUAUUUCGGCGAUGGUCUUUAGUAUCGCCAUGGCGGUUGGCUCGAUUAAAGUCAUGAAAGCCCUCUACAUAGGCAUUCACUAUUAUGAUGUUCCUAUGCCCUUCGAUCCGACAGAAGGCCUAAUCUAUAUAUACGCUGUGGGAGCCAUCUAUCAGCCAAUUCUAACCUUAGUCAAGCAGUCUAUACUCGUCUUUUUGCUCCGUUUCUCUGGAAUCAAGUCAGGUAUUCGACACGUCGUAUGGGGCACGAUUAUAUUCAACACAGUUCUAAUGGUUGCCAUAUUGCUCACUGUUAUCUUUCAGUGUACUCCCAUUUCAGCCAACUGGAUUGUAGGCACAGGACAGUGUAUAGAGCAAUUCAAAUUUGGUGUGGUAGCUGCCUGUAUGACGAUUCUAACAGAUGUUAUAUCUGUCGCCUUGCCUUUCUAUAUAUUCCUUGGCUUGAAGAUAAAUAAGAACAGAAAGGUAGCCUUGAUUGGUGUUUUUAUGUUGGGUGUGCUUGUUACCGUCGUCAGCGUUAUUCGCCUAUACUUCCUCGCCCAGAAUUUCAACGAUACCAGCCCGGACAAGAACUUCUCCAUCGGCUUCUGUGUUUCUUCUAUAGAAUGCAACCUUGCUAUUCUAACCGCAUCGGCGCCUGCACUAUGGCCCCUAUUCAGGCGAAUACCGUUCUUCAAAUCGACCGGCGAUCGUUCUUACUACGGCCAUCAAAAGUAUGGAGGCACAUCACACGGUCAACAGGGAUAUAUAAGGACCACCGAUGGUCCAGAGAGUAGUAAUAAUAUAGGACUGAAGGAUAUGAGUGGACGACGGGUUCGCACCGAAGUUCGGUCUGCGCGAGACUCCGACGAAGAGAUCCUGACUGGCACCGGGAUAAUGAGAACCACUCAGUUUACGGUCGUAACUGAGGAAGAUAGGUACUCUCGCACAACACCGAGUAGCAACCUCGACGGUCAUACAACACACUCCAAAGUCUCGAGCACCGGCUCUUUGUGA
This is a messenger RNA of Hypoxylon trugodes, 1164 nucleotides long. RefSeq lists its product as uncharacterized. Lineage: Eukaryota; Fungi; Ascomycota; Sordariomycetes; Xylariales; Hypoxylaceae. The transcript has 5 exons. The record is from RefSeq and is a predicted model, not a curated record. The coding region runs from base 1 to 1164 and encodes 387 amino acids.